AUGGAUGAAUCAAACCUAACAAGCAUACUGAACAUUUCAUCGUUGCGUAUCCGUGAAGUGACCACGACCUCGGCAGCGGUUGUGGUACGAAAUGCCACAGUCACCAAUGCAUACGAGUGGCGGUUUAUAUUGCCACCGUAUUUUUUAAUAUUCAUGCUCUCCAUAUCUGGCAACUGUAUGGUCAUUGCCACCCUUACCAGCAACAGAAGGAUGCGAACAGUGACAAAUGUUUAUUUGCUAAAUUUAGCAAUAUCUGAUUUUCUACUUGGAGUAUUCUGUCUUCCGUUCACGUUGGUCGGUCAAAUCUACAGGAGGUUCUUGUUUGGAGCAUUUAUGUGCAAGCUGAUACCUUUCUUGCAAGCCGUAUCCGUAUCAGUCGAUGUAUGGACUUUGGUGGCCAUAUCCCUGGAAAGGUACUUCGCUAUCUGCCGUCCGCUCAAGUCAAGGAAAUGGCAGACACAGUGCCAUGCAUACAAGAUGAUCGCAACUGUAUGGAUCUUGUCAGUGACGGUCAACUCACCCAUAUUGAUAGUUUCGACUUUACAACCAAUGAGAGGGAAUGCGUUCAAGUGUCGAGAAGUAUGGACGAGCUUAGAACUGGAAAGAGCUUUCAACAUCGGUCUGGAUGCUGCACUACUGCUGAUACCUUUUUUCAUUAUGUCCUUUGCAUAUUCCCUUAUAGUCACCAAACUAUGGAGAGGAAUGAGGCAUGAAAUAGAACACAACUUUAAUUGGCAAAAAAAUUUAACGAGACAAAAUAGUCAAAAAAGACAAGAUGGAAAUAAUCACUUAAUACCUACAACACCUGUUAUACAAAACAAUUCCGAUGUAUGCUGUAAAAAUUGGAAUUUGAAAAAGGAAAACGAAGGUGUCUCGGAGGAAUCAAAAUCUACACAAUCCUAUUGUAUGCAUACUGUGGAUAUGGAAUUCAGACACGUUGUUAGGUCAACACAUAUUGAUAAAAGUAUAGAAGCUAAAAGAAAAGUAAUACGAAUGCUGUUCGUUAUAAUAAUGGAGUUUUUCGUCUGUUGGACACCACUCCAUGUUAUAAAUACUAUUUACCUGUUCUACCCAGACGAAUUGUACCAAUACAUUGGGUCCAAAGGGGUGGUGUGCCUCCAACUAUUGGCGUACUGCGCAUCAUGUUGCAAUCCCAUAACUUAUUGCUUCAUGAAUAGAAAGUUCCGACAGGCCUUUAUAACUUUAAUCAAGAAUUGCAGGUUGUUCAGGGGUUGUUUCAAUGAGAAGUCCAACGAUAAGCCGGCCACUCCGCCGCCUUCAAGUCAGGAGGUUACAGCUUGUAUUGUGAGAGGCAGUCAGACCGGACGCACAGAGCUAGAUGGCCUGGAGGGAGAGGAUUGUGUUUAG
Molecule: messenger RNA, 1368 nt
Organism: Achroia grisella
Lineage: Eukaryota; Metazoa; Arthropoda; Insecta; Lepidoptera; Pyralidae
Gene: NGR-A9
Product: cholecystokinin receptor-like
Exons: 10
Coding region: 1-1368 (455 amino acids)
Biological process (GO): neuropeptide signaling pathway
Cellular component (GO): membrane
Molecular function (GO): neuropeptide receptor activity
Source: RefSeq, a predicted model, not a curated record